Oncorhynchus keta (chum salmon) is the source of this 490-nucleotide messenger RNA. Its product is annotated as protein transport protein Sec61 subunit beta-like. The record is from RefSeq and is a predicted model, not a curated record. The coding region runs from base 192 to 458 and encodes 88 amino acids. Gene Ontology annotation, biological process: intracellular protein transport. The transcript has 4 exons. Gene Ontology annotation, cellular component: Sec61 translocon complex. NCBI's taxonomy places the organism in Eukaryota, Metazoa, Chordata, Actinopteri, Salmoniformes, Salmonidae.
UCGUUCUGUAAUCGUGUCCUUUUUAGACAAGCGUCAUCUUUCUUGGAUUCCUUCUAAAUUUGUAGCGAUUUGUGUACAGCACUGCUGCCCAUUUGACGUGGACUUCAGUUCGAGGAACAGUUGAAGUUUUCUUCUUUAGCUGAAAUCCAAAGUGCAACUUAAAAUGCCUGGACCAGCAUCAAGUGCAACUAAUGUCGGUGCAGGGAGCCGAUCCCCAGCAAGACAGUGGCCCCCGCGCAGCAGGAUCCACAGUCCGACAGAGGAAAGCAACGAGCAGUGGCACACGCAGUGCAGGCAGGACCACAGCGUCAGCGGGCGGCACAGGGGGCAUGUGGCGCUUCUACACUGAGGACUCACCAGGACUCAAAGUAGGUCCAGUACCAGUGCUGGUGAUGAGUUUGCUGUUCAUCGCGUCGGUCUUCAUGCUGCACAUCUGGGGGAAGUACACCCGCUCCUAAACCCCGUCCCAUGACCCUCACCCUCAACCCCC